Molecule: messenger RNA, 2549 nt
Organism: Fonticula alba
Lineage: Eukaryota; Rotosphaerida; Fonticulaceae
Exons: 9
Coding region: 118-2364 (748 amino acids)
Source: RefSeq, a predicted model, not a curated record
CUUCCCCCCACCCCCACACUUUUCCCCACGCCGCCCCAUCUGCUUGUUUCCUCCCUCCUUUCCCCCUCCCGCUGCUCGCUGCCCCACUCCCCUCUGCACCACGCAGAUCCCGGAGCCAUGAACGGUUUCGGUGACUUCUCUCGCUCCUCUGCAGAGGCCUCCUCGGCUUCGGAGCAGCCCGCGACGAUCGUCCGCCCGAGGGACUCCAUGAAGGACAUCCUCACCUCCGGCCCCCCGGUCGACACCGCCACCUCCGGCAACACUCCCGCCGCUGCGGUCAUGGAUGAGCCGGCCCUCCCAUCGAAGCCCAUCGCCAAGACCGUGUCCUCCUCCUUUUCUCGCUCGGCCGGCGGCUUCCUCGGGGGCUUUUCUUCCGGGUUUUCCGACUCCGGACGCGACUCGGCCAGCUUGCGCCGGUCUUUCUCCGAGCUCGCGGCCGAGCCAAGCCCUGCACUCGAAGAGCCCCCGGCCAAGCGCCCGGCCCCGGUCGUUGCUGAGCCCGCUGCCGAGCCAGCCACCAAGCCCCAUGUCUCUCGGAGCAGCUUCAGCACCAGCUUUACCUCCUUCGGGUCGCGCUCCACCUCCGAGCAGCCGCCCGCCACCGAUGCGGCCAAGCAGCGCCCGCCUCUUUCGCGGCCAGCUGCCCCGCUCUCCACCUCCAGCGGUGGGGGCUCCUCGGCUGGCGUCAGCGGGGCCCUGCUCGCCAACUCGGAUGUUGAGACCGGGCGCUCCUUCCAGGGGUUCACCACUGGCUUUUCUGGCCGGCCGGCCGAGCGCCGGCUCUCCCUGCCGGAUGUGACGCCCAACUCGACGACUCCCCUGGAGGGGCCACUUUCGCGCAGCGGGUCCGAGCUGUCCCACAGCGGGUCCGAGCUUUCGCGUAGCGGGUCCUCGGCCCCCAGCUCGGCUUCUGGCUCGGCCUCUCUUUCCCGGUCGCAGGAUGGCCACUUGUCCGAUGGACCGCUGUCCCUGGCGGAUCUCGAGAAGAAGCCAGAUGUGGGGCUCUCCUCGUCCCAGGGCACCGGUGGCAUUGUCCGCAAUCGGGCAUACGCUGCUCUGGAGUCGGAGCUCACAGCUCUGCGCUUUAACCUGGCCAAGGAGACCACCCUCACGGACCAGCUCCGUGCCCGGUUGACGGCAACGACGUCGGCCCUCCAGCGCUCCGAGCUAGACCUCCAGCGUGCCCGCGAGGAGGCCGCACAGAGCAGCAAGCGCGCUGCCGAUACCCAGGUCAGCCUGGCCGAGAGCAUGGCCACGUUGACCGCCUCGGAGCAGAACUUCCAGAUGAGCCUCCAGCGCGAGACCAACCAGCGGAAGAUUGUGGAGAACUCGCUGGCCGUGGCGGAGACCCAGCUGAAGGAGCUGCGUGCUGCGCUGGAGCUGCACUCCCAGACGUCGGCCACUCUGAAGCAGGAUCUCCAGGAGUCUGGGAAGCUGAUUGAGUCUACCGAGUUCCAGGCUCGUGUUCAGGAGCAAGACUUCAAGUCUCUCCAACUCUCACUUGAGAGUGAGCGUGCUCUGCGCAUGUCCCUCGACCAGCAGCUCGAGCAUCUGAAGAAGGAGUUCGCCGGCUUCCAGCAGGAGGCCACCUCCAAGGAGACGCGCCUGGCCACCGAGCUUGCGCACGCCAGUGCGGCCGUCGAGUCCCUCAGCGCCCAGGUUGCCUCGCUGCAGGGGGAGCUGGCCACCAGCCAGGAGACCAUCACCCGCCUGCAGGCGGAUGUCCACUUCGAGCGGACCACCGCUGAGGCCGCCGCCCGGGAUAGCUCUCUGGCCCUGAGCCAGGCGGAGCAUGACAACCGCCAAGUUCGCCAGCAGGAGUCCACCCAGACGACAGAGCUGGCUGAGGUCCGGCGGAAGCUGGCCGCCACCGAGGCCGAGCUGGCUGCGUCCCGGGCCGAGGCCACCGCCUCUCGCGCUGUGGCUGAUCGCCUGGAGGCCGCCGCCCAGCAGGAGCUCCUCAUCCGCCGCCGGCUGGAGGAGGACAGCGCGAACGCGGCCAACGAGGCUGCCAAGGCCCAGGCCCAUCUGCGUGACUUCGUCGAUCACACCGCCCUCACACUGCAGCAGCAAAUCCGUGCCCUGCAUACGGAGCUCGAUGCUGCUGGGCAGAAGGUCAUCUCGGCCACACACGCCAGCCAGAGCCAGGCUCACGAGGCGGAUGCCGCGCGGAAACGCCGUGCCGAGCUGGAGACGAGCAUUCUCUCCAUGCUGGAGGACCACCGUGUCCAGUUGGACGACCACCUGAAGGCGCAGCAGAAGCUCGAGACCCAGCUGGAUUUGGAGCGCAAGCGCGCGGCCAAGAUGGAGUCCGACUAUGAGCAGAAGAUCCAGAACCUGGCGGACAACGUUUACCAUCCCUGAGAAGAUGGCACGCUUGUCGCCACUCUCCCCCGGAGAGAGGGUGUCAGAGAGAAAGAUGCAUGCCCCUUCUGCCGCCCUGCCUUUUUCUCAUGCUCCCCCCUGUUCCAUACGCGUUCCUGCACGCCGCGCACGUCACUCUCCUGUGCCUUGACAUCAACCAACUCGAUAAAACACAAAACCCUCCC